This is a messenger RNA of Sphaeroforma arctica JP610, 645 nucleotides long. RefSeq lists its product as hypothetical. The record is from RefSeq and is a predicted model, not a curated record. NCBI's taxonomy places the organism in Eukaryota, Ichthyosporea, Ichthyophonida. Bases 1 to 645 code for a protein of 214 amino acids. The transcript is spliced from 2 exons.
AUGUUCGAAGAUAGUGGAUAUGUUGGUCCACUUCAGACCAAAGCUUGCGUCAUGACAGAAGUUCGGUCCAAUAUACAUUGUGCUGAUGACGAACCUUGGACUUUGAGGGGUGAUGGUACAUAUGUGGACCCAAAACAUUUAAAGAUCAGUGACAAGUCGUAUGCAGAGAUUACUAAGUUCUAUGCACCCACCAAACCACAGCAACCAGAAUGUCCCAACUUGAACGUCGAUGUUGAUCUGUCGAACCCAGCCGCGCGUCUCGAAUUCACCCAAUCACUCGCUUUAACACAAGCUCAUGGACACAACAAAGCGAUCACCUUCGUAGCCAAAUGUUUAUCACCUAUAUCUCAAGCUACGGAUCAAAGUCUCGCAACUAUAGAAAUUGUUGACGAGGAUGAAGAUGAGGAAAUUGGCAAUACAGCUGCUAACGAAGGUGCAAGGGCAGAUAGUGCUGUGACGGGGGUUGCAGGGAUGGAGGGUGGGUUAGCAACUGCCAUAGUUGCUAGUGACAGCAUCCACCUGCCACUGGAAAACGAGUUGUUGUCGAAACCGUUGCAGACUAAGAAGCCGACGUCGCUAAUAUCAUCAAUACGGCAACAACAACAGCGGUACCAAGUAGCGAUACUCCAGAAGACGAAGAGGUAG